CUGACCCUUUUGACAAGCGCCCUUACGCCUUCCGUUGGCUUGAGCUGCUACCAUACCGACGUCAGUGACUGAUUGUAUGCUAGGGUGAAGAUGGCGGAGGCAGCUGCGGCACAACAACACCGCUUUUUCUGUCACUGCUGUAAAGGUGAAAUCGACCCUAAAUUCCCAGAAUUCACUUGCCCCAGGUGUGAGUCCGAUUUCAUUGAGGAGUUGUCAGAAGACUCCAGUCUCUUGGAGAACAGCAGCACUGCAGAGGCCAAUGAUAAUGCAGGCACACUCUUUUCAGAGCUGUGGCAGCUGCUGUUUAUGGAAUGCUCGUCCCUCCUCUCGGACCCCUCCGCCUAUGAGUCUGACCCGAUCCAACUACAGGCUGCCCCAGCCAGUGAUGCAGUGGAGGACGAACUGGAGGGCCCUUCUGUGGGCACAGAGCCUUUGGAGCCUGAACUGGAACGCCCCUCUCGCCCGCCUAGCCAGGGGAGACGACAGUCCCGCGCGCCAGCAGUGGAGGGUAUUGUGCAGCAGUUUUUGGCUGGCCUGUUUGCCAACAAUGGAAAUCCAGGUGUCGCACCAGCUGCACUGUCUGGCAUGUUCCAUUCAAAUCCAGGGGACUAUGCCUCGGGUCAGGGAGGUCUAGACGCAGUUAUCACAGAGUUGUUAGGUCAGUUUGAGAGCACAGGUCCACCUCCUGCAGAGAAGGAGAUGAUCUCAUCCCUCCCCACAGUCAACAUCUCUCAAGAACAGACAGGUGGGUUCCAACCAAGCCGCAACACCAAACCCACAGCAUCUAUGGGAGAAGAGGACACAAGACUGGAGUGUCCAGUAUGUAGGGAGGAGUACUCCGUGGGAGAGUCUGUCAAACAGCUGCCCUGCCUCCAUUAUUUCCACAGUGACUGCAUAGUGCCAUGGCUCAAACUGCACGAUACCUGUCCUGUGUGUCGUAAAAGUCUUGACGGCGUCGACCAGAGCAUCCAGCCCCCACCAGAACCCCCAGAGCCCCCCUCCAUCAGGACAGACCCUCAGGGGGAGAGACGGGCUAUUUGAGGUUUAGAUCUCCCUCUCUGGCAUCUCUUCUUCCCUUUUGUUCUUCUGAACGAGGCUCACCUCUCCUCAUGCCUCGUCAUCCAUCGCUCCUUCUUUGACCACACAUUUAUUGAAGAGACAGAUUUCAAUUCAACUGUGCCUCAUUAUCAAAAUGAUGCUUGCUUUGAAAAAUCACCUCACAAUGCUUUCACCCACAGAUCACUGUACAUUUCCUGGGGAACUUUGAUUGAGGUGAGAAAGAUCCAAUAUGCCUGCAAUAUAACCUCACCUGCAAAUGGUUCCAACUGUUUUCUGACAAAAUGUUAUGGAUUCAAUUUGUCCCUUCGUAGAGGCAUUUCACCUGUUAUGAAUGUCUAUUAAAAACAAAUGAACUGACAUCAUUGAGCCAUAGGGACGUGACAAAUGUGAUGAAAUUAGGAGAGUUUGGGAAAAUCCUGAAAGGUGAGCUGAACUCACUCUCUUGCAUUGUUGAUCUGGAUAAGAUAAUUUCCCUACUCUGUUCUCUCUGACCUCUUUGGUUGCAUCGCAAUAAUCUCUGCUUUCUCCUGAAGGGUGGUAUAUGGAAACUCCUAGGCCAUGCCUAAACCAGUCCAAAGCUUUUACAUUUGUGGAGAGUCGUGAACGAAUGCAAACGUCGGGAGGAAGGAGAGGUUAUUGGGAACACAACCACAGGGAGAAUCUCAGGGAGAAUCUCAAUUGCAUACUUGCGUCCUCUCUACUUCUCAAAAUCCAUUGGAGGAGAGGAUCAGAGGGGCGGGAUCUUUGAAACUCUCCCCCGUCUCCCACUUCCUCUUAUUAGUUAAUAAUGUCCAUCUGUCUUUAUGUCCCCUAUUAAAGCCUAAUGCUGUGUUCUUCACACUAUCCACCUCCUUCCUGUUACAACAUUAUGCACUUUCCUAAUGCAUUAGUCUUUUUACCUCUUUCUAUUUUAUUUUGAAUGAUAAGUACAAGUCACAGCAAAAAAACAAACAUGUUUUUAAUAUUGAAUAUUGAUUUGCCUAUAUAUGUAUUGGUAUGUACACUGCUCAAAAAAAUAAAAGGGAACACUUAAACAACACAAUGUAACUCCAA
Molecule: messenger RNA, 2112 nt
Organism: Oncorhynchus kisutch (coho salmon)
Lineage: Eukaryota; Metazoa; Chordata; Actinopteri; Salmoniformes; Salmonidae
Product: E3 ubiquitin-protein ligase RNF115
Exons: 9
Coding region: 91-1041 (316 amino acids)
Biological process (GO): protein ubiquitination; ubiquitin-dependent protein catabolic process
Cellular component (GO): cytoplasm; nucleus
Molecular function (GO): ubiquitin protein ligase activity
Source: RefSeq, a predicted model, not a curated record